Emericellopsis cladophorae is the source of this 1458-nucleotide messenger RNA. RefSeq lists its product as uncharacterized. Bases 1 to 1458 code for a protein of 485 amino acids. The record is from RefSeq and is a predicted model, not a curated record. The transcript has 3 exons. Lineage: Eukaryota; Fungi; Ascomycota; Sordariomycetes; Hypocreales; Bionectriaceae.
AUGAAUCGAUCAUGGCUCACCAGCACUCUGGACAUCCCUCACAUCCCGGACACCCAGGACAUCAAGCGCACCCAGGUCAUCAGCAGCAGCAGCAGCACCAACAGCAGCAACAUCACAGCUUGCAGACAGGGCAGCAUCACCAGCAGCAGGCACAACAACAUGGACAGACGCCAACGCAGCAGCAAGCUCAGCAGAGGCAGCAACAAGCUCAACAUCACCAAAUGCAGCAGCAGCAGCAUCACUCUCAACAGCCGCAGCAGCAGCAGCAAACACCGCCGCAAGCUAUGUCACACCAGCCACAGUCACAGCACGCACAGCAACAGCAACAGCAACAGCAACAGCAGCUCCCACAUCAACAGCCCCUGUCUCAACACCAGCACCGCCAGCAGCAGCAGCAGCAGCCGCCGCAGAUGCCUCUACCUCAGCAACACCAGCCGAAACACAAUAUCCACCAGCAGUUGCCUCCCCCGCAACAGCAGCCCUUGCCGCAACAGCAUCCUCAACACCAGAAACAGCAGCAGCAGCAGCAACAGCAACAGCAGCAGCAGCAGCAGCAGCAACAGCAACAGCAGCAACAGCUACCUCAACCGCCGCAAAUGCAAUCGCAGCCUCAGCAACCACCUAAGCCAACAGCAGGCAGCACCUGGUUCCAUGCAGCAACACCCACAGCAACAUCCGCAACAACACCCACAACCACACCCGCAACAGCAGGCGGAGCCAGCGUCGCAGCAAGCCCCCCAGCACAAUGAUUCGAUGGACAUUGAUGGAUCUAUGGAGCAGGAUGGAAACGGAAACCCGACAGACGCCGCCAAGAUGAUGCAGGAAACUUCAGUUGUCCCAACGCAACCGCUGGGCGAGCUGAUGUCGCCGCCGCCCGAGGGUGGUAGUUACCCAACCUUGGAGGCUGUCCAAAAACAUGUGCUUCGCUACUGUACUUCGGUUGGGUAUGCCAUUGUUAUUGGCCGAUCAAAGAAAACGGUGCCUGGAUUGAAGAAAGUGUUGUUUGUCUGCGAUCGUGCGGGAAAGCCCCCGAACAGAGUGAGCCCCGAGUUCAGGAAGCGAAAGACCUCUUCGAGAAAGUGCGACUGUCCAUUUGGAUUCUUCGCCAUCGAGCAACGUCAUCAAUGGACAAUUCGAUACCGACCCGAUGCUCAGCACCUGACGCACAAUCACGGCCCUAGUGAGGGACCUUCGAAUCAUCCUGCGGCAAGGAAGCUGGAUGCCAAAAUGGUAGCCGCCGUGAAAGAGCUCAAAGAAAGUGCUAAGGAUGAGAUGACGAAGAUGGAAAAGGAGAAGCAAGCCGAGAUUGACGCUCUGAAGGCGCAGAUUCAGGAGAAGGACGAGCAGAUCACGCGAUUUGAGAUGUUUAUUGAUAUUUGCAACCAGCGCGUCAUGGUACAACGAGAGCGUUUGUCUACGGGACCAAAUCAGGCGAAUGGAGGCAACCAGGUCAUCUAA